Molecule: messenger RNA, 6800 nt
Organism: Mauremys reevesii (Reeves's turtle)
Lineage: Eukaryota; Metazoa; Chordata; Testudines; Geoemydidae
Gene: SSPN
Product: sarcospan
Exons: 4
Coding region: 210-1127 (305 amino acids)
Cellular component (GO): dystrophin-associated glycoprotein complex; sarcolemma
Source: RefSeq, a predicted model, not a curated record
GGUUUUCAGAUGGCGAAUAGCACUUAAGCAGGCUCUUGGCACAGGUAAAGUUCAGCCUUAGUAUGGAGCCAGCAACCAACCAUAGUAUUAGGGAAUUAUGACAUAGUGUCCUUGUUCUAAGACCCUGUGGAGGAAAACUUCUUAAGCCUGCAAUAACCUGUCCCUGUUAAGCACUGAGGACUGUGUGGAGAGAGCUACUCUACUGACUAAUGCAGGCAUCAGAACCAGCCUCCUUGAUUCAAAUACCAGGAACAACUCAGCCAGCACAAAGCGAAGCUUCAGGGGCACAAAAAAAAAAAAAAAAAAAUCCCCACUUCAACACGCCCAUCAGCCAGGGGAAAAAAAAAAAGUUGAUCAACAUGAGAAAAGAGGAGAAGAAACCUCAGAACAACACGUCCCUUAAAAACCAGAACCAGGCAGGGAAGGCACCUGAAGGGGAGAAAAGCACCGAUCCAACCAAGCAGCAGGAGCCAGCAAUGAAGAAGAAAGCCAAGGGGGAUCCCAAAACGGGCCAGGAGGAAGAAUCCCACACUUGUUGUGGCUGCCGUUUCCCGCUGCUGGUUGCCUUGUUGCAGCUGGUGUUAGGCAUCUCUAUAACAGUGCUGGGCUUCAUUAUGGCAGGCAUCAGCUCUUCUUUACUAGUCAGAGACACUCCAUAUUGGGCUGGGAUAAUUGUCUGUGUGGUGGCCUUAGUGGGAAUGGUGAUGCUUUGUGUUUCAUAUCAGCCUGAGGAGAAGACAUGUUUCCAGUUUGCCAUAAAGCUGGUGUACUUUCUACUGAGCACCCUGAGUCUGAUUACCUGUGUUCUGGCAGUGGCUUUUGUUGCACAUCAUUAUUCACAGAUUACACAGUUUACCUGUGAUGCCGUCCUUGACUCUUGCCAGUGCAAACUGGACACUUCAGAUCCCCUCAGUAGGACCUUCGUUUACCAGGAUGUAUCUGACUGUACCAGUGUCACUGGCACUUUCAAUCUGUAUCUGCUACUGCAGAUGGUUCUUAAUCUGAUCACAGCCAUUGUGUGUUUGUUGGCAUGCUUUGUGAUGUGGAAACACAGAUACCAAGUCUUUUUUGUGGGCGUUCGGUUACACUCAUUAACUGGUACUGAAAUCCAGCAACAGAAAGUAUAGGGGGGUGGUUUUGGUUUGUUUUGAAGAGUGAAUAACUAAUGUCAGGCUAUUACCACCGUAGAAACCGCAAAUAGAUGAUUGUUUAAAGAUUUUUGACAAAGACAACCAUUCACACAUUUUUAAUGAAUAUAUUUAUAUUUUUCAGUCAUUUGAAGAGCAAUUUUUAUGGCCACUAUUGUCAAGGGCCCUUGUGGGAAGAGCUAGAUGUAUCACAAAAAUUCUAAAGAUGUGGCUGUACAAAUAGUCGCCAAAGAGCAUCUUUAAUAGGCAUAGACAAAAGCAGUUUUGAUAAUUACUGGGAUUCCUCUGCUGAGCUAUAUAUGGUAACAAACAAUGGGCCAGAUUCUUGGUUGGUGUCAAUCUGUUUGUUCCAUUGAUUUCAGUGGAGCUAUGCUGAGGAUCUGGUCCAGACUGUUUAAGUGAAAUUAUUCCAGUCAUGCUUAGGGAGUUGUGCUCUUGGAUAUCUCACAUUGUCAUUACUGGGAUUUACUGUAUAUGUGUGAGCAGCGAGGGAAGGUUGAACCCUUCCAAAUGCAAACUAAGACCAGCAACAAAUGAGAAUCUAUUGCUAGUAACAGUAUAAACUCUAGUCAAGGUUUUCAAAAGGGCCUAAUGAGAUCCCUUAAAGGGGCCUGAUUUUCCAGGAGUGGUGCUCAGCACUUUCUGAAAAUCAGACCUAUGUAAGGUCCCUCAAACUGGACACCUAAAACUGAAACUCCCAAAUAGCUAGUGGCUUUUGGAAAGCCUGUAUCAACAUGAUUGUAAUAGCACUGCAUACAAAAAGGAUGUUUACCCAGUUACUCCCGUUCUACUUUCCUCCAAGUGCAGCAGGCCAAAUGCCUUCUUGGCGUACUUCCUGUGAAGACAAUAGAGUUGCACCAGGGAUGGAUUUGGCCCCAAAACUCUGAAAGAUAUAUCACUGCAUAAAUAAAAAGUCGCCCCCCCCCCCCCACCGAGAAGGUAUUGCCAGUGUCCUAAGAACAUAAUCUGAGUACAAGAGCACAAUGAUUUCCUAAUGAGUGGUGGUGAAGAUAAUCAAUCAUUCAUUGCAAACUGCAUUUGAAUAGUGGUUUGUAUCCCAACGGUUAGGAUCCAAAAGUGCUUUACGGCUUAUGGGCCUGAUUCUCUACUGAUUUACUCCUUGUACAGUCAUUUGUGCCUCUGUAAAGUGGAUACAAAACUUCUGUGAGUGAACAAAGACUUCUGAUUUGGUAGUACUUUGCGCACAUUCAUUUGCACAGAUGCACAAAGGGCAAGAGCCAAGGCAGUGGAGAAUCUUGCCCUGUAUAUCUAGAGAUCCCGCAUCCCGCCUGAAGUGACUCCACCGUUUGGGUGCAAUAAAACCACCAUUGUGUAUCACCAAAACUGUACAACAGCUUCUGUAGGAAGGGGAGGGAGAAUAACUUAAGAGGUAGCAUUUUCAAAAGUGCCUACAUGACUUAUGUGCUUCAGUCCCAAUUUCAAAAGUGAUUUAGGCACUUAGGAGCAUAAGUUCCCUUGACUUGCAAUGACACUUAAGCUUCCUAGGUGCUUAUGUCACUUUUGAAAAUGUGACUAAGGCUCCUAAGUCACAUAGGCUGAGACCUGCAAAGAUAUUUGGACACCUACCUCCCAUUGAACUCAGUGGGAAUUAAGUGCCUAAAUGCCUUUGGGCAUCUGGGUCUUAACCACUUAUGAAAAAUGUUAACCCCCAAAGUGUAAUUUUUUUGAGACCAGUCUCAACCUGGCCUCCUUUUUUGUGCCCACAAACCUGCAGGCACAAGUACUUGUGGGUACAAUUUUGCAUCAGCCUUAACUGUGCAAGUAAACUGGUGCACUCUAAGCAGCAAAUCUGACUCCAAAAUGGUCUUCAAAUAAAGCUGAGGUAAUGCCAACCUUGGGAAGAAGCCAGGUGCAGUGGAAUUCAAUCAAAAGGAUUGAUUUGGGGCCCACCACCACCACCAUUUGGGGACCGAUUCACCUCUCCUUGAUGUUAGUGGAAAGUAUCUUACUGAUGUCAGUGGGAGUUGCUUGAUCCUAACAUCUGAAUAGCCAUUGCAUGUGACCCCAUGGAAUAUUUAGCAUCCCAAAGGAGACACGUAUGGGAAGUAACUUUUCCUCCUUUCCAGUACAGUUCAGAGACAGAAAAGAGGGCAGGGUUCACCCCUCAAAAUGGAGGACCCCUGGAGAUCCAGAGGAUGGGGCCCCAUAGCAGUCCUGAUAGCUUGCUCUCAGGGCUGCUCCGUUUCAGCUGUGGGGUAACAUUUUUCAAAGUGUCUAAGAAGCCCCAUUUUCAAAAAGGACUUAGGCACUCAGGAAUCUCAGUCUUGUUCAUUUGGGCACUUUUGAAAAUGCUACUUACAAUUUUUGGUGGGAAAUACAACCAUUUUACUCCCAUUGUUCAAAGGAUGCCUUUAUCCAGGCUGGUGUCUUACCAAACAUCCAGGGGAUUUUUACUGGCCAGGGAAGAAGUAGUGGGGGUGAGAAUAACUGAAUUAUUUUAGUUUUGUGAACAGGGUUUUGUUACCCUGUUUUAAAGGGGAUAGCUCAAAGAGUGAGGGCUGCUACCACUAAAGCCGGCACCCUUUGGUAUCUCUAGCACUCUCAGUGGCAAGGCCAAGGACUGCAUAGACAUGGAGCCUGACCAACCCUCUCACUCCACACAAGGCUGAGUGGCAGGGCAGGAUGGGAAGCUUGAUCUGCUGCUGCUGUGCCAUAUUUCCACUAUGGCUAAAUGGUCAUUCUCCAGCUCUGUCAGUUUUAAUCCUUUGACCUUCAUCCUAAUCCCUUGUUUUCAUUUUUUGUUCACUGCAAUCUGUUAGGUCCUGCACCCUCUGCCUCCUCUCUCAUGUGAAGGGGCGGGAGGCGACCUGCUGCAUAGAGGGCUCCAGCCACAAUCCAAUGAUUUAAAUAGGUUGGCACCACUGGCGUAUUAACAAACUUGCCACCCCUAGGCCCACAAAAAAUUGCCGCACCCUCCCCCCCCGCCCGCGUGCCAGCUCACCUUCGCUCUCUCGCAGCAAGCCUGGGAGGGAGGGGGGAGAAGGGGAGUUGCGGCAUGCUCGGGGGAUGGCAGCGGUGGAGCAGAGGUGAGCUGGGCGGGAAGCGGUUCAUGCGCCCCCCCCGGGUUACUCCCCGUGCCCACGGGCCCCAGCUCACCUCUGUUCUGCCUCCUCCGAUCGCACCGCUACUUGCUUCUCCCUCCCUCCCAGCACUUUCGCACGGCAAGCCUGGGAGGAAGGAGGGAAGUGCGGCGUGCCUGGGGGAGAAGGCAGGCCAGGGAUUUGGGGAAGGGGCAGAGUUGGGGAGGGGGCUUGAGCAAAUUUGCCGCCCCUGCAAAUUUGCUGCCCUAGGCCUAGGCCUUGUUGGCCUAGGCAAUAAUACGCUGCUGGAUGGCACCCUUCAGCACCUCUGAAUCCAUCAGAACGAUGAGGGACAACACACAUUUGCUGUGAAAGAUCUGAGGGUAGCUACAGAAAAUACAAUGAAUGUAUUGGAAAAAAAUGCCAGUUCCCUAGAACUCUGUGUAUUCUAAUAGCAGCCCACCUAUAUUUUUAAACUACAUGGUAGAAUUCAGUAUAUUAAACAGUGCAUUGUAGUUUAACCCUUUGCUCUUAAAGGGGAAAAACCCCAAUAUUGAUCAUAUAUAUUAUUAAAAUAUUUACUGCUUAAUAGGUAUUUCGAACUAGCAAAUUCUAUCUAUCUAUCAUACAUCCAGAACAUAGAGGUCAUACCAGGAAACAGCCACAGGAGCUAUUUUGAACCAGAUGUCUCCUGGCCGUAGUUUUACAAUAUGCAUUUUGUUCCAAACAUGAAAUCCUGAGAACUUUGAUAGAACAAAACUAAAAAGUUCUUUAUCUAGAGUCUUCAGACAGUGGCAGAUCCUGCUCCAGUGAAAGUGAAUAGAAAGCAAAAAUUCACCUGGACUUCAGUGGGAGUAGGAUUGGGACCUAAAGCUCUUGCAAACUAUUAAAGAGAUGUGAAGGAAAAAAAAUCAGUCCUGGAAAUGAAUCCUCGGGAAAAGCCCACUAAAACUGGAUAGUGAUUAAACCAAUAUGGUUGCACAGGAAUUGAGAGAGGUUUAUAUAGUCUACUCUCAAAUCUUAGACCUGGUUCUCAUUUAUACGAUCGCCACUUUCCAUUGUUCUGGCAGUAUAAACGGGCCUUAAAGAGAGCAUAAAUUACAUUUGUGCUCACUUUAUGGCCGCUUUAUGCUGCUAAUGGGCCUUUACUCUACAUGAAAAUUUCAUGGAGAAUGAGAUCUUUCUAUAGCCUGUUUCAGACCAUUUUACAGAACUAUGGUGGUGGGGUGUAAUUCUCCAUUGCAUUCUAUUGCCAAGCUUAAGAUCUUCAUUCUCUAUGAAAUUCAGUUGGACUUUUCCAUAAGGCUGGUGCCUGGUUCUUUAAUCCCUUAGUCAUGCAAGCAGGCCCCAGAACACAUGUAAGCAGGGAUGUUGCAUGCAUAACAUAUAAAAAAGCAUCAGCUUUGCUCUGGGUUUGAGGUAUUUUGAUGUUGUAUUAUGCAAAUACUGGAGUUAUAAUAAGGAGAACAAAAAAGGAACUGAGAUGCAUAGCAUAGUACUUAGCAAAAUGUCAGAUUCUAAAACUGACCAUGAACUCAGGCAGUGACUGCUUCUUAUAAGCCAUAAAACGCUGAGAUUUGCACAAUCCUCCUCCACUAGUACUAAAAUGAAACUAGACUUAGGAGGAAGGGGAACUACCACGAUUUGGCUUUACGUGACAGAUGAGGAACACAGCAGCCGAAACAUACAGACAUUGUAAGCAAGCCCACUCUCUGACUGUGCCUUCACGUGAUCACCAUCUGAGCCUUGCCAGCUCCAUCUAGCUCUGUGAGGGCAGCUUCUUGGAGCUUUGCCUAAAACAGAGAGCUACACAAGAGCUCUGAAAACUGUAGUUAAGUACUAGGACUAACUUUUUCACCUACUGUGUCUGCUAAAUUGUAUAAUGUUGCCUUGGGGCUUCUAAAAUCAGAAACCGUUAUGUUUGUGUGUUAGGAGCCGCUAUGCAUAUAUUCUAUAUUUAAGCCCGGGAUGUCAGGUCCCCUUGAAAUUUUCAUACACUCUCUCUCCACACACCCACACAUGCUUAUGUCUGGAAAAUGUUUUUAGAUAUUAGUAAAGUGUGUGGGUAGGGGGGUAUUCAAGGGAGACACUGAGGAACAACAGUAAAGCGCUAUUUAAGCAUGAAGUUUUAAAACCUCCUUAAGGAGACAGAACACUAUUACCAGUAUGUACAUUGUGGCUUUCUAUAAUAAUUAUACUAGAGAGAGAGAGAGAGAGAGUGGACCAGAUCAUCAAUUAGGGUAAAUCAGCAUAACUCUGGUGAACUCAAGAAACUGGCCCUGCAUCUUCCUGUAUCAUAAAUCAUGAGAGAACUCCACGUUUUUACUCUGCUAAUCAAAGAUCUCUGACCGGUUAUAACAGGUUAUAUAUUUAGCUAACUUUUGCUGAGAUUUUUAUAAAGCUGUAUCUGUUACUAAUAUGUGCUUACCUUAGCUUGCUACAGGUGCUAUAGUUAUCUGGAAUUAUUAAUUGUGACGCUUUCUUAUGUCAAGUCUAUAGUUAUUACCAUAGCAAUUUCCCCCCCUGCAAUUCCCAGUGAUCAUUAAUGUUUAUCCACUUGUACAAUUCAAAUCUGUAGUUUGAAAGUUCAGUCUAUAAAAAUAUAAACAAA